AUGUUGCAACCGAUGAGACUCGGGGUUUUGGCGAUUUUAUCGCUGCUAUUGAUCGCAAUUCAUCUGCCCAGUGCAAACACCUCCCCCUUGGAGUUCUCCGAGCGAAACACGAAUGUCGGCGAUGGGUCGUAUGGUGAAAUUAGCCCUGGAAAGCUGGGCGCUGUUGCUAGCGAAAGCUCAAUCUGCUCCCGCCAUGGAGCCGAUAUUUUGAAGAAGGGCGGAAACGCUGCUGAUGCUUUGGUUGCGACAGAAUUUUGUAUUGGUGUCGUAGGAAUGUAUCACAGCGGAAUCGGCGGCGGUGGCUUCAUGCUCGUGAGAUCAGCAAAGGGUGAUUACGAGUUUAUUGAUUUCCGAGAGACGGCUCCAGCCGCGGCAUUCGAGGAUAUGUUCAAAAACAACGAUGAUGCUUCCGUCUAUGGCGGACUAGCAAGUGGAGUACCGGGCGAAGUGCGAGGUCUCGAGUACCUCCACAAGAACUAUGGCUCUCUUCCAUGGUCGAUUGUUGUGGAGCCCGCAAUUCGCACAGCCCGGGACGGGUUCCCUGUCACAGAAGAUCUUGUCAAAUACAUGAAAUCUUCCGUUGGCAGUGGAGAGGACUUCCUGUCCAAGAACCCCACGUGGGCAAUAGACUUUGCUCCAAAUGGAACUAGGCUUGGGCUGGGCGAUACCAUUACCCGACGCCGGUUAGCUGACACCCUCGAGGCUAUCGCACAGGGUGGCGCGGAUGCAUUCUACUCGGGCCCUAUCGCGGAGACUAUGAUUAAUGCGCUCCAGCGCGAAAACGGGACAAUGACGGUCGAAGAUCUUAAAAAUUACACUGUGGCUAUUCGGGAUAUCUCUCAGAUUGACUACCGUGGUUACAAGAUCACGAGUACGUCGGCCCCCUCCAGUGGUAGUAUCGCCAUGAGUAUUUUGAAGAUUCUCGGGACAUAUACAGAUUUCUUCUCGACUGAACAAUCUGUGAAUUUGAGUACCCACCGGUUGGACGAGGCGAUGCGAUUUGGAUAUGGCGAGAGAUCUAAGUUUGGUGAUCCCCUGUUUGUUGAUGGGAUGGCCAAGUAUGAGAAGGGGAUUUUGGAGCAGUCUACGAUUGAUGAAAUUCGAUCCAAGAUCUCGGAUGUGCGAACUCAGAACGUAUCUGCUUAUGAUCCAGCCGGACUGGAAAGCCUGGACACCCCUGGAACUUCCCAUAUCGCAGUGGCCGACCACACUGGUCUUGCAAUCUCGGUAAUCACCACCAUCAACCUGCUCUUCGGUAGCCAAGUCAUGGUCCCAGAGACCGGUAUCAUCAUGAACAACGAGAUGAACGACUUCUCCAUUCCUGGAUCAUCAAACUCAUUUGGAUACAUCCCCUCUGUGUCCAACUACGUUCGCCCUGGAAAACGCCCUCUUUCCUCCAUCACGCCCGCGAUAGUCGAGCGACCCAAUGGCAAGCUAUUUUUGAUUGCGGGAUCCGCAGGAGGCAGCCGUAUAAUCACUGCCACCGUCCAGAGCAUCAUCCAUUCCAUUGAUCAGGGACUCUCCGCCGCCAAAGCGUUGGCCAAACCCCGUCUGCAUGAUCAGCUGGUGCCAAACCAGGUCAGCUUCGAAUACACUUUCGACAACGCAACGGUUGCCUCCAUGAAGGCGCUCGGUCAUAAUGUUACUUGGGUUGCUCCAGGGCAGAGUACUGCCCAGCUGAUUCGGGUCUUGCCCAAUGGAACAUUCGAUGCUGCUGGUGAGCCAAGACAACUCAAUUCGGGUGGGUAUUCUGUAUAG
This is a messenger RNA of Penicillium samsonianum, 1758 nucleotides long. Its product is annotated as gamma-glutamyltransferase. Gene Ontology annotation, cellular component: plasma membrane. Gene Ontology annotation, biological process: glutathione catabolic process. Lineage: Eukaryota; Fungi; Ascomycota; Eurotiomycetes; Eurotiales; Aspergillaceae. Bases 1 to 1758 code for a protein of 585 amino acids. Gene Ontology annotation, molecular function: glutathione gamma-glutamate hydrolase. The transcript has 7 exons. The record is from RefSeq and is a predicted model, not a curated record.